CUCAGGCUCGUCCCGACUUCCUCUUCUAAGCGUCCAAUGAGUCGAGAUUAAUUGCCACUACUCGAGUACGUGAUUGGUAUUCCCUGACCUCGUAUGCUUCCUCGCUACAUCAUUACAUGAAUUUUUCAACAUCAAACAAUCACAAUUCACUAUGAGCACAGAGACCCAAACGCGUCAGAAGAGUAGCACUGGCAUUCGUAAAAAGCCGUUCGCAGUCCCUCCGGUCAAAGUAGCCUGCUUAUCUUGUCGUUCAUCUCGUAUCAGAUGUGAUGGAAAGGAUCCAUGUUCUGGAUGUAAUCACCGCAGGAAAGAAUGCAUCUAUGUCCAGAGUCGACGAGGUGGUGCUCGUGUGCCACGCAGUAAGAAUCAAGACUCUGAGAAAGCAGACUAUGUGAAGAUUGCACAAGAAUGUUUCGACGAAUCUGUGCCAACUAUGGUCAAACCUGGUGCUGGGUUGACGCAACUGGACUUGAACUUCGACAACACAGAUACGCUGUUUGACAGUAUAUUUACAGCAGCACCAUUACCUCGAGCUAUUGAUCAGCAAGAUGACAUUCCACGAAAGACUGGAUCUGUACGAAGAUAUCGAUCGGAUAGUGACAUUCUGGACGCCUACUACAUAUGGUUACACCCGUACUUCCCAAUUCUCCCUGCAUCAGUAAAUGGUCAUCCUAAGGACAACCCGCAGUUCUGGUAUCCAGGAUCGUCAGGUACUACAUAUGACUCUCUCUCACCAACUGGUCUUGCCAUCUCUGCAAUACUGGCCUUGAUCCCUCACCCAGAAGAAGGAGCACCCUUUGAGGAAGAAAGCAUUAGAGCUCGCAGAGAAGCUGCUCAAGUCUUCGUGAAACGCACACUGGAAAGGAUGGAAAGCGACUCGGAAAUACCCAAUUCAUCCAUCUCACCAGCACAAGCCCUGCUGGACGAACGUUCGCACAUCUCACGGCCUGCUUUUCAUGUGCGCGUACCGAUAGAGCUUGAAAGUGUUGUUGCGCUAAGUAUACUUAGCGUGUACGAGUAUGCACAGCGUGGAAACAUCACGAAGAUGAGAGAUCGGGCUAGCCAAGCACUGAUUAUGGCAAUGAAUUUGUCAUUGCAUGAUCGCGGCACUGAACUUGAUCUUUAUGCCGAGUCGAGGAGGAGAGUCUGGUGGAUGACCUACAUUUGCAUCUGCCAGGCUUCGAUCGUUAGCUCUGCGCCUCCAGCAAUACCGCUGUUCGACUCUCGGUUUACAACAAGCUUUCCACAAGCAUCAGAUCCAGAGGCAUGGCCUUUCUUCAUCAAGUCACAACAGACUAUCCUUCUAGCGACUCAGUUCGUCUCCGCGGUAGGUCGUGCGGUAGAUGGACGAGAAGACUGGACAGACAUCUCUGCACGCAUGCAAGAGCUCCACAACACCAUCGAACCUCUGAUUGCACAAGCUUGCAGUUGGACAGACUCAAACCCAGCUUCUGAUGACCCCGAAGCCAUGACCGCGUACUCUUUGAAGCAAAUGUCCAAGAUCAAACUUAAUAGUGCAAGGAUAAAGCUCCAUCGCUACUGUGCCUUUUUCGACAUUCCGGUAUUUUCAGAAAAGCACUGCGAUCUCAAAAAGUCCGAACCACUACUUCCCACAAAUGGCGACCCAUUGGAUCAAAUGUCUGUCGACUCGUCACCGUCCUGUGGCUGCAGCUCUGCUCUACCGACUCAAGUGCCCAGUCUCACGACCUCCGUCUCCCCUCCAAAUUCGACAACAUCAUCCUCUACCACUACCGACUACUUCCAUCCUUUCCCCUUCAGCAGCCACGACUCUUCGCGCUUAUGCCUGAACUCUGCUCUGGCCAUCGCUGCAGCAUUUGAGAGUUUACCUUUCCCCCACACGAUAUCGCCAUUGCAACCGCGUACUAUGCCUUCAUUUGCUUGUUGUGCUAUGCAAUCUGCGUACGCUUUACUUAUGGUAUAUCAUCGAACUUGGGUACUUGCGCAACAACAGGUUGGAGAUGGAAGAGUCAAAGCAGGACAGCUUCUGGAGAGAUGUGAGGGAGGGUUGAGGGCUAUACUCGCAGCACUGGAUAAUUACUCUAUUGCUUUCGAGGCAUUGGGUGGGAUGAGGGAUCAGAUACAGGCGGCGGUUGAUUGCUUGAGUUUAUCUGAUGAGUGAAAUAUCGUCAGUUGGAAAUUGUGGGUUCUUUUCCUCUUCAUGCACGCACUUUACAGCUCGGUUCAUGUCAUGGUCUGUUGACAGGUUGGGCUGGGCUUCACUAUCUGUACAAGUAUCACAGCUUUUGAGAAUCUUGAGUGUCGAGACUUCCUGACACGUCAUUCAGAUCUCUGGUGCUCGUUCCCAACCUCCCAUCAUCGUUUCGAUGACGAUCUUGAGGUCUAGAUUUCCAGCCAUUUUCA
Messenger RNA from Aureobasidium subglaciale EXF-2481, 2382 nucleotides. RefSeq lists its product as uncharacterized. Gene Ontology annotation, molecular function: zinc ion binding; DNA-binding transcription factor activity, RNA polymerase II-specific; DNA binding. The transcript is spliced from 9 exons. Lineage: Eukaryota; Fungi; Ascomycota; Dothideomycetes; Dothideales; Saccotheciaceae. The coding region runs from base 152 to 2140 and encodes 662 amino acids. The record is from RefSeq and is a predicted model, not a curated record. Gene Ontology annotation, biological process: regulation of DNA-templated transcription; DNA-templated transcription.